Messenger RNA from Lingula anatina, 663 nucleotides. RefSeq names its product endothelin-converting enzyme homolog. Gene Ontology annotation, molecular function: metalloendopeptidase activity. Gene Ontology annotation, biological process: protein processing. The record is from RefSeq and is a predicted model, not a curated record. Gene Ontology annotation, cellular component: plasma membrane. Lineage: Eukaryota; Metazoa; Brachiopoda; Lingulata; Lingulida; Lingulidae.
AUGGAGAUUCAGAGUAUGGUCAAGGAUCUACUUGCAACAUUUAUAGAGCGAAUUGACAACCUGAGUUACAUGGACGAAUUUACAAAGCAACAUGCAAUAGCAAAGGCUAGAAAUCUGAAAUACGAGAAAAUUGGCUACCCGGACUAUAUGAUGAAUGAUACACACAUGGACCACAGAUAUCAACAUUUACAAGUGAAUUGCUCUGAUUGCUACUUUGAAAACGUCCUGCAGGUGGUACGUCGUGAUCGUAUUUGGAGGCAAGAAGAAUUCAAGAAACCCGUAGAUAAAACCAAAUGGGGAAUGAACCCACACCAAGUGAAUGCUUACUAUAGCCAUAGCCGAAAUGAGAUAGUUUUCUUGGCAGGACUUCUGCAGCCUCCAUUCUACGCUCCGCAUUAUACAAGAUCCAUGAAGUUUGGAAGCAUUGGAAUGAUAAUUGGACACGAAAUAACACAUGGAUUUGAUGUCACAGGUUCUAAGUACGACAAAGAUGGCAUACUGGCAAAUUGGUGGAGCAAUCGCUCACGGGAAGCAUUUGACAAAUCGACAAGAUGCAUUUCUAAGUAUUUUUCAAGCUAUGAAGUCUCCGGGUUCAAUGUGAAUGGCAACUUGACCUUAUCGGAAGAUACUUCGGACAUCGGUGGACUGCGUAUGGCAUUUUCG